Messenger RNA from Thunnus maccoyii (southern bluefin tuna), 3517 nucleotides. It is a transcript of the gene ampd3b, whose product is annotated as adenosine monophosphate deaminase 3b. Lineage: Eukaryota; Metazoa; Chordata; Actinopteri; Scombriformes; Scombridae. Gene Ontology annotation, biological process: IMP salvage; AMP metabolic process. The record is from RefSeq and is a predicted model, not a curated record. The transcript is spliced from 15 exons. Gene Ontology annotation, molecular function: AMP deaminase activity. Gene Ontology annotation, cellular component: cytosol. The coding region runs from base 430 to 2724 and encodes 764 amino acids.
CACAUGUUAACAGCCAGUUGUGACAUACCAGCUUGGAUUAGCAGCCCCUGUUGCCAUGACGCUCUCAACACCCUAAAAUAGGAGGUAGAGAGGGACACUCUAGACAGCAACAACUAGCAGCUGCAUUAUACAUACAAGCACCAGAAGACAUAAACAGAGGAGCAAAGCCUGACAGGCGCAGUCGGAGUGAAAACCCAGAGACGCAUCACAGAUACGACAAAGACACACACAUCAGACCUGAGGACAGUCUUGACACUGUCAAGAGGUUUCAGCAACACAUAAAGGUGUUCUGUGAGACCCGACAUCGAGUGGCCGACAUAUGAAAAUAGUGGCGCCAAAGCUAAGAGCUAGGGAGUCUAGAAGAGACAGAAGCAGACACAUGAAAGCUGAAAUACUUGAUUCAACAGGCAGAGACUGAGACAGCCAAACAUGGCACAAAUCACUACAGAAGAGCCACGGCUUUUCCCAAGAGUGUCAAUGACUGAGGUGGAUGAGAAGGUACGGCUGCUAGCAGAAAAGGUUUACGCCUGCGCCCUAAAGGAGGAAGACAACAAGGAUGCUCUGGCACUGUUCACCGUGCCAGAGGACUGUCCUAUCGGUCUGCAUGAGGACAGGGAGCGAGCGCUGAAAAAGGAGCUGGCUGAGCAGCAGUCUCAGGAGACUGCUAAACGGAAGAAGAAUUUCAUGUUGAAGCGUUCGCAGUCGGUGUCUUUGCAGAUGCCCCCCAGUGGUGACUGGGGCCAGUCCCCGCUGUCCCCACUGUUCUCCCCAAGCACACCUGAGCCUCCACUUCCCGAGUGUGACUUCCAGAGAGUUACCAUCAGUGGAGACUACUGUGCAGGGAUUACACUUGAGGAUUAUGAGCUGGCAGCUCAGAGUCUCCUGAAAGCUCUAUUCAUCAGAGAGAAGUACUCCAAACUGGCCUACCAUCGUUUCCCCAGGACCAUUGCCCGGUUCCUCCGCAAUGCCGAAGAUGAGAAGUGGCAAGAGGAGGAUGAGGUCUUGCCAGACAUCUGGCCUUUCCCUCAUGAAGGGGAGGACCCGUACUCCAUGGAGGGUAUUCCUGAGAACUUGAACUACGAGUUGCAGAUGAAAGAUGGCAUAGUCCAUGUUUACGACGAUGCAGAGGCCCUGAAACAAGAGAAGCCCCGCAGCCUCCCUUACCCAGACCUAGAGACCUUUGCCAUAGACCUGAGCCAUGUCCUCGCCAUGAUAGCUGAUGGCCCAACGAAAACCUACUGUCACAGGCGGUUGAACUUCUUGGCCUCUAAAUUCUACCUUCAUGAAAUGCUGAAUGAAAUGGCAGAGCUAAAGGAGCUGAAGAGUGUUCCACACAGAGACUUCUACAAUGUCAGAAAGGUGGACACACAUAUACAUGCUGCUGCUUGCAUGAACCAGAAGCAUCUGCUGAAAUUUAUCAAGACCACAUACCAGACAGAGGAAGAACGUGUGGUGCUGGAGAAGGGCUGCCAGAAGAUUACACUCAAGCAAGUCUUCAACAACCUCAGCAUGGACCCUUACGACCUCACAGUGGACUCGCUGGACGUGCAUGCUGGAAGACAAACAUUUCAUCGGUUUGACAAGUUCAACUCCAAAUACAACCCUGUGGGAGCCAGCGAGCUGCGGGAGAUUUACUUGAAAUCAGACAACCACAUCCAAGGAGAGUACUUCGCACGUAUCAUCAAGGAAGUGGCUAAGGAUCUGGAGGAGAGUAAGUACCAACAUGCUGAGCCCCGUCUGUCGAUUUACGGCCGCUGUACCAGCGAGUGGGAGAGCCUAGCAACCUGGUUCAUCCUGCAUAAGGUCCACUCACCCAACAUGAGAUGGAUGAUCCAAGUUCCCAGAAUCUAUGACAUUUUCAGGUCAAAGAAACUAGUACCAAACUUUGCCAAGAUGCUGGAGAACAUUUUCCUCCCUCUCUUUGAGGCUACAGUCAAUCCACAAAAGCACAAAGCGAUACAUGUAUUCUUAAAAUACGUGACAGGAUUUGACAGCGUGGAUGACGAAUCCAAACACAGCAACCACAUGUUCUCUUACAAAAGCCCCAAGCCGGAGGCGUGGACCACAGAUGAUAAUCCUCCCUACACCUACUACCUGUUCUACAUGUACGCCAACAUCAUGGUGCUCAACAACCUACGCAAGGAGCGAGGACUGAACACUUUCCAGUUUCGUCCCCACUGUGGCGAAGCCGGCUCCAUCACCCACCUGGUCUCUGCCUUCCUAACAGCAGACAACAUCUCCCAUGGCCUCAACCUCAAGAAGAGUCCAGUGUUGCAGUACCUGUACUACCUGGCCCAGGUCCCUAUCGCCAUGUCCCCACUGAGCAACAACAGUCUGUUCCUGCAGUACUCCAAGAACCCCCUACGAGAGUUUCUUCAGAAAGGACUGUGUGUGUCACUGUCCACUGACGACCCCAUGCAGUUCCACUACACUAAGGAAGCUUUGAUGGAGGAGUACGCCAUCGCAGCCCAGCUGUGGAAGCUGAGCACCUGUGAUCUGUGUGAGAUAGCCAGGAACAGUGUGCUGCAGAGCGGCCUCUCACAUCAGGAGAAAAAACACUUCAUUGGCUCCAACUACCUGCAGGAUGGACCUGAGGGCAACGACAUUCGGCGGACAAACGUGGCACAAAUCCGCAUGGCCUACCGCUACGAGACGUUGUGCAAUGAGCUCAGUUUUCUAGUGGAUGCAGUUAAAACUGAAGUUGACUCUUCCCUAGCUGAGUGAUUCACCACACUAGGAAGAACUGUGCAUGUCCUUAGGAGAAAAGUGGCAUAGGUUAAAUGGCACAUGUUAUUUUGUUUUUUGUUUUGUUUUUUACAUGUUCUUGGCCCACAUCUGAAAAAGUGGGUUGCUACCAUUUUAUUUAAACCUUGGUGCACAUUAGCAUAGGAUCCUUUACUUGAUUUUUAAACUUUUUAUGCUAUAUUGAUUACCUUUGCUAAUCACUGUGUGCCUCAUUUUAUUGGGACAGAGGUAAGAGGUUUUCCAUUGAAGGAUGUGACAUGUACUUGGGGAUUCAGACACAAUUAUGAGAGGACAUUAGCCAUAAAUCCUGAUUUAGAAUGGACACAUUCAGGAGCAGAAUGGAAAAAUGUGUGCACUGAAAAUGUGUUUCUUAUCAUUAUAAAAUUAGCACUGCUUGGUAUUUUUUAAUGUCACUUGCAUGUUUCAAAUUACUUUGUACUGAAUUAGUCAACUGAAUGAGAGGGCAGGCAAACAUUCACAGAGACAGGUGCAAGCAAGUGUGACUCAGCCUCCAAACUAGUUUUGUGAGAUCUGAAACCAGUUUUAAAACCUCUAGUGGUAACUCCCAACUGUGACUAACUGAUUACAAUGACUGUCUUUUUUAUGUUUGUUAUUUCUUCAUAGUUUUUCAUAUGUAAAUAAAGAUUACAGACCAGACAAACAAGUUUUUGCAAAACGUUUUCUUCCUGUAUUACAGACUGUAAAGCCAGUUUCAGCAAAUUUUCUAUUUGUGCUAUUGUGUCAUAUGAAUGAAAUCGACAGUUCAAUAAGG